GAGCGAGGCAACGUUAGCGAGGGCCUGAAGGCACAGCUGUCAGCGGAUGCAGGUAUGGAGGAUGUCGAGGACGAUGAAUCCGACGGGCGUUCUGAGCUCCUGGAGAGCAUGAAGAAGGCGCAAGGCAUCAGCGAGGAAGAGGUCAAGAAGCUGAAAAAGGCUAAGGUUGAUGAUGACGAUGGCUGGUAA
This is a messenger RNA of Symbiodinium necroappetens, 189 nucleotides long. The record is from the annotation of a GenBank genome assembly. Lineage: Eukaryota; Dinophyceae; Suessiales; Symbiodiniaceae.